GGAUUUUUCGCGAGAUCCAAACCGCGCGCGGAAACUGCGUUGAGACGCUGACAGCCACAGCGUAGUCGGACGGGUUUUCCGGAAAAGCGGCGCGGAAAAUUAUUUCUUUUGGUUCGAAAUUUCAAAAAUCAACGAUGAGGUGCUUGUUUUUAGUUGUUGGAUUGCUACUCACCUGUCAACACUCUCUAGCUAAAGAUGGGAAUACGAAGCCAAAUGUUAUUGUUAUCGUGGCUGAUGAUAUGGGCUUCAACGACGUAGGUUUCCAUGGCAGUAAUGAGAUUCCCACACCUAACAUUGACGCUCUAGCAUACAAUGGGGUCAUUUUGAAUAGCCACUACACCCAGGCUCUGUGCACUCCAUCAAGGUCCGCCUUUCUCACUGGAAAGUACCCCAUCCAUCUAGGUAUGCAGCAUUUGGUAAUUUUGGAACCAGAACCAUGGGGAUUACCGCUCAAUGAGACAUUGCUUCCUCAACAUCUGAAAAACAAUGGCUACAAAACGCAUGCUAUAGGCAAAUGGCACUUAGGAUUCUUCAGGAAGGAGUACACUCCAACGUUUCGAGGCUUUGACACACAUUACGGAUACUGGCAGGGUUUGCAGGAUUACUACAAACAUGACACUCAUGCCACAUUCACAAAUGAAGUAGGUUACGACAUGCGCCGAAAUAUGGAGGUGGAUUGGUCUGCUAAAGGUAACUACUCCACCACUCUGUUCACCCAGGAGGCAGUGAAACUGAUCAAAGAACAUGAUACUUCUAGCCCAAUGUUCAUGUAUUUGGCUCAUCUGGCACCGCACUCAGGGAAUGAUGAUGACCCUCUCCAGGCUCCUGAUGAAGAGAUCGCCAAGUUCGCUUAUAUCAAAGAUCCAGAAAGAAGGAUAUAUGCCGCAAUGAUUUCUAUGUUGGACCAAAGUGUGGGAACAGUCAUCGCAGCUCUGAGAGAAAAAGGAAUGCUUGAGAACUCCAUAAUUCUAUUCAUGUCAGACAACGGAGCUAAGCCUGAAGGCAUUCAUGCUAACCAUGGAUCUAACUAUCCAUUACGAGGCACAAAAAAUUCUGCAUGGGAGGGUGGAAACCGAAACAUAGCGGCAAUAUGGAGUCCUCUGAUUAAAAAGCCACAACGGGUUACAAACCAUCUAAUGCAUAUUUCAGAUUGGUUGCCUACGUUCUAUUCAGCUAUAGGCUUAAGCCAUAGCGAGUUAGGUUUGAUCGACGGCAUUGACAUGUGGUCCUCAAUCUCAACGGACACUCCUAGUCCAAGGACUGAAAUGCUUUAUAACAUUGAUGAUGUCCAGAAGUAUGGUGCUGUAAGAAAGGAUAACUGGAAAUAUACCUAUGGAUCUACCACUAGUGGAAAAGGAGAUGUUUGGUUUGGUCCUACUGGCAAACAUGGAUAUGUCUACGACUUGGACGAAAUAUUGAAAUCAAAAGUUGCAACGACAUUGGCUGCCGCAGUAACAUUCCAGCAAAUUGAAGAGAAGAAAGGAAACAAAAAUAUAAGCGUUGAGCUACUGACCAGCAAGAAAAUUCAAGAACUCCGUGAUGAAGCUACGGUCAAAUGCAGACCUCCUUUGGAUCCGUCUACAAUCCCGGAAGAACGCAAAUGUGACCUUUUGGAAGGUCCUUGCUUAUUUGAUAUCGAAAAAGAUCCCUGUGAAAUGGUCAAUUUAGCCGAAGAUCUGCCUGUCAUUGCUUCAGAUUUGAAAAAUAUGAUUGAAAGAUAUAGGCGUUCAGCACUACCGCCUAGAAACGUACCAAGAGAUCCAAUGGCCGAUCCAAAAUUAUGGAACAACACGUGGACGAACUGGAGAGAUGAAGAAGAAAUUAGUAAGAGGAGAAUGAUUGUCAACGACAUGUCGCCUUUGGCUGUUGGAAUAAUUGUAGCUGCAAUCAUUGCGGUACUCUUAUUGGUAGCAUUCCUGCUGACUCUGCAUUGCAGAAAGCUGCGUCGCAAGAUACCAGAUCCGACAACCUUGGUAGAAGAAAGUUACCAAGAUCCUCCUAAUGACACUAUUAGAAAGAACAAUGAUCAUCUUUUUGAAGACAGAGAACUUCAGGUGCGAGCAUGCUUCAAAGAUGAACUCAGGACUAUGGAAUAAGUUUUCUUUUUGAAAAAAUUGGUAGCUGUUAUGAAGAGUAGUAAAUUUGUGAAAGAAAGAAGAGUGCUUUGAUUGAAACCAUAUUGAAUCAGAGUUGGUAGUACAUUUUUGAUAUGUCGUGAUUAUUGCGCAAUGAUGAAAUUUGAAAUUAUAUUCUGAAUCCCUGGAACCAAAACAUUUAAUGGUUUCCGCCUAAGAAAUUAAUGGACUUAAUGUAAAACAUCAUGUUUGAAAAAUAAUAUACAAAUAUUAUGGUAGAUUUUUGCCUACACCCAACACCAGCGUAUGAUAUUAACAGCGAUUCAGCUUAAAUUGUAUUGAAACGAUAGAAAACUUACAACUUGCAAGUACUUAUAUCUGUAUUUAAAAUUUUAGACUGUGAUAAGUAGUUGAUAAGGAGGAAAUGAUAAAGUAUCGAACUGUUAGGAUCUAGUUGUCAAGUAGCUAAAGCGAUCAUUUCGGUUAGUGGCUAGCGUUAUCAAACUAUUCAUUUUAUGAAUAUGAGACAAAGAAUCAUUAGGUUGAUCUUUUGAACAAUUUUCGGAAAAAUCAUUCGUUUUGGAGAAAAUUGUUAAAAAAAUUAUCCAAGGAAUUAUCUUGAAUUUUUUAUUAUGUUUUGGAAACACUAUUCUGUAUUUUUUAUCGCACGAAAAUAUUUUCAUGAAACAGUAUUGUUAUCAAAAACUUUUACACUCUGUUGAUGUACAAUGAGACAUCUAAGAGUGCGUGAUCUCUUGGUAUUACCGCGACUGUAAUUGGUCUAUCUAUAAGAACUUUUGUAUGGCUGUAUGAAAAAAUAAAGUGUUAUAAUUAUCGAA
Molecule: messenger RNA, 2914 nt
Organism: Acanthoscelides obtectus
Lineage: Eukaryota; Metazoa; Arthropoda; Insecta; Coleoptera; Chrysomelidae
Source: the annotation of a GenBank genome assembly